UGAGACAGAGCCUGUGUCACCGUCCUGCCCCUCUCCUGGCUGAAAUGUAGCUGCCAUGGGCAGGGUCCUCUGCCUGGGGCCCAGCAGUGGUCCCCCCAGGGAGCACAGCCUUUUCUGGGCGCUCACUUGCUGUUGUUGCUCCCCAGAAAGGUGACCCUCCUUGUCAUGGGGCUGGACAAUGCAGGGAAAACCUCCGUCAUCGCGGACAUAGAGAGAGCGCUGGCCGGGGAGGUGCUGCCCGGGGCGCAGCCCGGCCAGAGCCGCCUGCGGGUGGACAGGUUCGAGGUGACGCUGCUGGAGCUGCCCGGGGCACAGCGCUCCCGCAGCGCCUGGCGCAGCCACUACAGCGAGGCACACGGGCUCCUCUUCGUGCUGGACUCCGGGGACCUGGCACGGGUGGAGGAGGCCCGCAAGGUCCUGAGCCGCGUCCUGAGCCACCCUGAUGUCUCCGGGAAGCCGCUCUUGCUGCUGGCCAACAAGCAGGACACGCCGGCCGCGCUGCUGCCCUGCGAGCUGAUCGAGCGGCUGUGCCUGGAGCGCCUGGUCAACGAGAACCGCUCUCCGUGCCGCAUCGAGCCCUGUGUCGCCAAGCGGGUCCCCCCCGCCGGCCCGGCCCGCACCACCCUGCAGGGGCUGCGCUGGCUCCUCCGCGCCGCCGCCGCCUCCCCCGCCCCUCCGGACGCCGCCCCGGUGCCGCCAGUGGGUGCGGGGCUCCGUCAGCCUGUCCCCGGCCCCUUGCUCUCCCCGCAGCGCUCGUCCUCACCCCGCUGUGCUCCCUCCAGCAGGGACCGGCUGCGCCCCGGGGAGGAUGCUCGGGAGGGCGCGGGGAAGAACGGGGAGCCCCGGGCGGUGCGCCCCGUCUGCCGCCUCCUGCCCCUGGAGGAGAGCGCUAAGGGCCCCAGGAGGAGGAAGAGGAAGGUGAAGGUGAAGAAGAAGGGCUUGGGGCAGCCAAGCCCAGCUGAAGAGCCGGAGGGGCCGGGAGUAGGGGCUGCCGGGGGGCUGCUGCUCCCCAACAGGGUCGGGCAGGAGGAGCCCACAGCCAUCGGGAUGGCCACCCCCCUCCCAGUACAGGGUAUGAAAAAGAAGAAAAAGAAGAAAAUCAAGAAUAAAAUCAAGUCACGGGACCCUUCUCUGGAGCAGCAGCAUGAGGAGGUCUCAAGCACCUUUGAUUUGUACCGCCGGGCGAUGCUGGCUCUGAAGAUGAGGCAGGAGCAGAGGAAGCAGCCAUCGGCCAUCGCCCCCUGAGCAGGGAGGGAGGCACCGAGCACGGGCUGUGGUCCCGGAGGAGCCAGGCUGCAGGGGCAGUGGGCCCCACACUGCUGCAGAGCUGCCGGGUGCUCGGCCAGGGCUGGCAGAGCUGGGAAAUGGGUCCUGGGGCAUGAACUGCAUCUUUGUCCCCUGCGUGGCUUGAAAACCAGGGAUCCAGAGGGGCGAGCCAAAAGUCCCUUUGUAAGAUGCCUCUGGCAGCCGGGCUGCAAAGCCGUGUGAAAAGGGAACAGCCGGCCCCCUGCCGCCCCCUGCUCGUAUUCCCUGGAAGACUCCGUCUAAGCCCGGAUUAGUCUGUGCAGGAGAGGAAGAUCCGAGCAACACCAGGGGGAAAGCUGGUCUCUUGAAGGGACCUGUGCCCGGGGAAAGCUGUCUUCGCAGCUCAGGGCUGACCUGGCCCGGCACUCCCUGCCUGCUGCCUGGAACCGUCUCGUUCCCUGCAGGUGAAGGAGGAGAGCAGCCCCGGGCGCUCUGCAGAGGAGCUCCACAUCUGGCAGGGCUGUCAGGACCCGCUUCCCACCCUGCAGGAGGGUGGUGCCCGUGUUUGUGCACCCUGCAGCCCGUCAGUGAGCACUGAAGUGCAAAGGCAGCUGGCGGCUGAACCAGGAGCGGUCCUGCUGACCCUGCCACCCUUCCAGGAGGGACUGACACUGUCGCUGGCAGCCUGGCCCUCUGCUGCCCCAGGUGGUCCCUGCCGUGACACGGGACGAGAGCAGCACCCCCGUCCGAGCCCAGCCUGUGACACAGCGUGUCUGCCGGGGUGCACGGCCGCGGGAGCUGCCCUCAGCCCUGGGAACGCUCCACCUGCAGUCCGGGGCUGCUGUUUUUCUCGUGACACCUGCAGCAAGCAGCGUUAGAAGCUGAGGUGUGCGUUAGUCACCUCUGCUCCCGCGUUACUCAUUAACAGGCGCUGCCUCUGCCGUCCAGGGGAAGGCAAAUCAGGGAAGCCUUUCCCUUGGCAGGGCUGGAAAGGGAAAGGAAGAGAAACUGGCUGCUCUGCCUUGCCAGCCUGCCAUAAAGCUCUGUCUGACUCUGCUGUAUUCAACUGUUGGUGACUACAGGGGUUAUUUGUAAAUAAACUGUAAAUAACAGCAGCAGAA
Molecule: messenger RNA, 2366 nt
Organism: Haemorhous mexicanus (house finch)
Lineage: Eukaryota; Metazoa; Chordata; Aves; Passeriformes; Fringillidae
Gene: ARL13A
Product: ADP ribosylation factor like GTPase 13A
Exons: 8
Coding region: 166-1245 (359 amino acids)
Biological process (GO): receptor localization to non-motile cilium; non-motile cilium assembly
Cellular component (GO): non-motile cilium; ciliary membrane
Molecular function (GO): GTP binding; GTPase activity
Source: RefSeq, a predicted model, not a curated record